Molecule: messenger RNA, 3397 nt
Organism: Doryrhamphus excisus (bluestripe pipefish)
Lineage: Eukaryota; Metazoa; Chordata; Actinopteri; Syngnathiformes; Syngnathidae
Product: receptor-type tyrosine-protein phosphatase-like N
Biological process (GO): insulin secretion involved in cellular response to glucose stimulus; protein dephosphorylation; regulation of secretion
Cellular component (GO): synapse; secretory granule
Molecular function (GO): protein tyrosine phosphatase activity
Source: RefSeq, a predicted model, not a curated record
CCGCACGACUCCAAUCAGAGUGGAGCAUCAUCAGAAGAAGGCGCAGCUUCUCCUCCGUCAUGGAGAGCUGGUAGACGACCUGCGGCCAGGUGGCUCUCUCUCCUCCUGAGCUCCGGUGCCUCCCGGGUACGGUACCAUGAAGUCUUGGCGGCUGUGGGGGGCUGUGUGCCUCCUUCUCACCGCCGCCUGCCCUCUCAACGCGGCCACCAGACACGGUUGCUUGUUCGAGAAGAAGCUUUGUCCCAGAGAUCAUUUGUGCAUCGACGAUGGUUUAUUCGGACAGUGCCGUGCUCCUCACCAGGAUCCCAUACUGUACCUGGUGUCCGUGCCUACUUUGCAUAAGCUGCAGGAAGUCCUAAAAGACCUGAUGGUACAAGGUAUGACCUGGAAGGAUGACCUUACCCAGGCAACAAUUGGGCGAGAGUUGAGUCACAUUCCCACUCUCGGCUCCUCGCAGCUUCAUGAGCGCAAACAGUGGAGAAAUCAGAGAGCUGCUGAGGAGUCAGGUGACCCGGAAAUGCUACAGCAGUACAUUCAGUACCUCACCUUUGACCCCUCUCAGUCCUCCAUACAGCCCCUGCUGGACCCGUACAUCUACCACCAGCAAAAGUUUGGCUAUGAGGACGAGGAUGAGCGAUCCCUUAACUCUCUGGAAGAUAAUCCAGUCUCUCCAUUCCUCCGCGUCCCUCCACGCUCCAGAUUCCAAGGAAAAGCUGUGGACAGAGACAGACAGCUUCUCCAGCACAUGCUGUCCUACCUCACCUCUCCGUCCUCUUCCUCCUCCUCCUCCUCCCGCCACAGGGGAGCGCCGGGCACAUCUUCAGCGAUGGCUUUCCCGGAUCUGGACUUCCCACUGGAUUAUGAUGAGGACUACCUUGCGCAAGUGAAACAUCUGAGCACGGAGCAGCAGCAGCGCAGCAAGCCGAUGCUGAAGUACAACGCCAUGGCAGGAUUGGACGCACGCUCUCUCCAACGCCUGGCUGCGCUGCUGGACCACUAUGGCUUGGAUGUGAAAGAUUUGUCCCCCGAGCAGACGGACAGGCUGCCGGCUAUGCUCAAACAGCUGCAGCUGGAAAGCUCCUUCAGCCAUAAUCCCACAAAAGAUCACUAUGGAAACAAUGCUGCCGCUGGGAAAAAGAUCACGGAGGCCUCCAUGGAGCACAAGACGGCUACCCCAAAAGGUCUGCCCACCAUGAAAUCCUCCAAACCAGUAAAGGUGCAAAAGGAGACAAGCUCAUCAAUGUUUGGCAACCCUGAAAAGAACAAGCCUAAAGAUGAGGUUGGAAUCGACUCCGACUCCAGAAACGUAUCAACUAGUAAUUUGGAAGAGAAACACGUUGCAGAUAAGAACGUCCUGGAGCCCAAAGCAGGCUUGAAGUUUGUGCAGGACAGCGACAAGCAGCCAAUGAAGAGUGAUGGACAAGCGUUACCCCUGGCUACUCCUGUCCAUCCUGGCUCUCGCUGGGUUUUUGCUACCCUGGUGGCUUUUGCUUGCAUUGGCGGCAUCCUGCUGGCAGCUCUGAGCAUCACCUGCUUGCGUAACCAUGCCCACAGGUUGGCGACCAGGAAGCUGGGCCUGGGCACGCAUGCAGGCAGCUUCAGCCACCAGGAUUACCAGGACCUGUGUCGCCAGCAUAUGGCCUCAAAAGGUGCUUUUGGACGCCUGGAAGCUGCCGCCCUGGGCGCCGUGGGAGGAAUGAGCGGAGGAGCAGCAGCCGGUAUAGGGCGAGGGGCCGGAGGAGCCGUCGGGGGCAUCGACUCGAGAGUGAGCAGCGUGUCGUCCCAGUUCAGUGACGGGGCCCAGCCCAGUCCCAGCUCCCACAGCAGCACGCCGUCAUGGUGCGAGGAACCUGUGCAGGUCAACAUGGACAUCUCCACCGGUCACAUGAUUUUGGCAUACAUGGAGGACCAUCUGAGGAACAAGGACCGCCUAUUUAAGGAGUGGGAAGCUCUGUGCUCCUACCAGGCUGAGCCCAGCAGCGUGACCCUAGCUCAAAGUGACCCCAAUGCCAAGAAGAACCGCUGUCACGACUCUCUGCCCUACGAUCAUGCCAGGGUGAAGCUCAAAGCGGAGAUCAACCCUUCUCGCUCGGACUACAUCAACGCCAGCCCCAUCAUUGAACACGACCCUCGCAUGCCGGCCUACAUCGCCACCCAGGGCCCCCUGUCGCACACCAUCUCUGACUUCUGGCAGAUGGUGUGGGAGAAUGGCUGCACGGUGAUCGUCAUGAUGACAGCUCUGGUGGAGGAAGGAGAAAAACAAUGCGACCGCUACUGGCCUGAUGAGGGUUCCUCUCUGUACCAUAUCUAUGAGGUGAACCUGGUGUCCGAGCACAUCUGGUGCAAGGACUUCCUGGUGAGAAGCUUCUACCUGAAGAAUGUUCAAACGCAAGAGACCAGGACUCUCACUCAGUUCCACUUCCUCAGCUGGCCGGCUCAUGGUAUCCCCACAUCCACGCGCCCUCUACUGGACUUCCGCAGGAAGGUGAAUAAAUGCUACCGAGGACGCUCGUGUCCCAUCAUCGUCCACUGCAGUAACGGAACAGGUCGGACCGGGACUUACAUCCUGAUCGACAUGGUUCUGAAUCGUAUGGCCAAAGGUGUGAAGGAGAUUGACAUUGCUGCGACGCUAGAGCACGUUCGUGACCAGAGGCCUGGGAUGGUUCGCACUAAGGACCAGUUUGAGUUCGCCCUGACUGCUGUUGCUGAGGAGGUCAACGCCAUUCUUAAAGCCCUGCCUCAGUGAAGCGUUACCAGCCUUCUGUCUAAUGACCUCUGGACUGCCUUUUGCCUUGAAACUUAACAGUGAUGUCACACCAAUGAUAAAUAAAAAUGGAAAGGAUUUGCACAGGCGUCUAUGGCAUAAUGGAUUGUCUGUGAGAUCAUAUGUGUUGUAAUUGAAACUGCAUUUACACUUGCUCACCUAAUUUCCCUCCACCAUCUGGUAGCAUGUAAAUGAACCACAAGUACAAAUUCAGGUUUCACUCAUAUCUGUGCAAAUCCAGUGUAAAGAUCCUGUGGUGUUUUUUGUGGGAACCUCAAGCAGAAUACCUUACAGCUUGUGCUUGUGUGGUUUGUUGUUCAUUGUGCUGCUUAAUACAUGAUGUUUAUGUCUCAGGAAGUAUAUGUGCAUGAUUCAGACGAAUGGAAAAGUACAUCUACUUCAUUGUAUUUGGUCAAGUCUAAGUCCACACAAGAGUUGAUAUUGGUGUUGAUAUCCCGCUUGUGACAAACAUCAGCAGAAACAUCCUCUCUGUGCCAUAUCACGUUUUGUCACUGGUAUUGUCGUGUAUCUCAUGCAACUUUAAAAAAUUUGAAAAAAAAUCAAAUAAAUAUUUAUUCAAUGAGAAACAAUUAUUUUGUAACUGUGAAAUUCUAAAUAAAUAUUUUCGUGUUU